This is a messenger RNA of Hippopotamus amphibius kiboko, 1181 nucleotides long. It is a transcript of the gene TPPP3, whose product is annotated as tubulin polymerization promoting protein family member 3. The record is from RefSeq and is a predicted model, not a curated record. Gene Ontology annotation, cellular component: microtubule. Lineage: Eukaryota; Metazoa; Chordata; Mammalia; Artiodactyla; Hippopotamidae. The transcript has 5 exons. Gene Ontology annotation, biological process: microtubule polymerization; microtubule bundle formation; positive regulation of protein polymerization. The coding region runs from base 292 to 822 and encodes 176 amino acids. Gene Ontology annotation, molecular function: tubulin binding.
CCCAGAGCCGGCAGGGAGCAGAGCUGCGGAGCCGCCUAGUCUCCUGCGUCCAUCGGUCCAUUCUUGCGUCCUUUCUGUCCAUCGAACGCGCACUGCAGGAGCAGCCACCAGGUAGAAGCCGCCUGGUGUGAGCAUCAUGACUUCAUCUUCUGAACUCCACUAUGAGCCAGGCUGGCAUUAAGGGACAGGACCUUUCCUCUCGGGGCUCUUCCUCACGGCUCUGGGGCCCAGUCAGGCACUGAGUGCUGGUCCCUCUCCCCCAGGAGCUCCAUCUCCAGCUCUGUGGGUGGCAUGGCAGCGAGCACAGACGUGGCUGGGCUGGAGGAAAGCUUCCGCAAGUUUGCCAUCCAUGGUGAUCCCAAGGCCAGUGGGCACGAGAUGAACGGCAAGAACUGGGCCAAGCUGUGCAAGGACUGCAAGGUGGCUGACGGAAAGGCCGUGACAGGGACUGAUGUCGACAUCGUCUUCUCCAAAGUCAAGGGGAAGUCUGCCCGGGUCAUCAACUAUGAGGAGUUCAAGAAAGCCCUAGAAGAGCUGGCACCCAAGCGAUUCAAGGGGAAGAGCAAGGAAGAGGCCUUUGAUGCCAUCUGCCAGCUGGUGGCAGGCAAGGAACCAGCCAAUGUGGGUGUAACUAAAGCAAAAACAGGGGGUGCUGUGGAACGGCUGACCGACACCAGCAAGUACACGGGCUCCCACAAGGAACGCUUUGAUGAGAGUGGCAAGGGGAAGGGCAUUGCUGGGCGGCAGGACAUCCUGGAUGACAGUGGCUAUGUGAGUGCCUACAAGAAUGCAGGUACCUAUGAUGCCAAGGUGAAGAAGUGAGGCCUGGGAAGGCCCCCCAGCAUGGCUGCCCCUGCCAGCGGCUCAGGCCUGGGCCUAAGGGGCACGUGGAGCAAGAGAGCCCAGUCCCCUCCUUGCUGGAUCUGCCACCCAGCGUUUCCUGCCCAGCCCUACGGGGCCAGCCCACCAGGCCUCUAACCCAGACUGCUCUGCGUCCCCUUCCCCAUUUUCUUUCCUCCUCGACUUCUAUCCGUCUGCGGAGAGUCGUGCCUAUAGCCUCACCACCCCAACCUAGCCCCGGGCAUGGCUAACCCCUGCCUGCUUGCCUCAUAUUUAAGCUGCUGCUCUGGCCAAGUGCCUAAUUCUUACCCGGACCUCAAUAAAGACACCUUUUGUACCAA